Manacus vitellinus (golden-collared manakin) is the source of this 387-nucleotide messenger RNA. It is a transcript of the gene EVA1B, whose product is annotated as eva-1 homolog B. The transcript has a single exon. NCBI's taxonomy places the organism in Eukaryota, Metazoa, Chordata, Aves, Passeriformes, Pipridae. The record is from RefSeq and is a predicted model, not a curated record. The annotation marks the transcript as partial.
GCAGCGUCCGAGUCGCUGCUGCCGGUGACCGAGAUCCCUCUGGAGAGCCACGGCCCCGGGGACGGGGCGCUGGCCGUGAACGUGUUCGCGUCGGCCGAGGAGCUGGAGCGGGCACAGCGGCUGGAGGAGCGCGAGCGCAUCAUCCGCGAGAUCUGGCGCAACGGGCAGCCCGACAUCCUGGGCUCCGGCACCAUCGGCUCCGUCGGCACCCUGGGCCGUGUCCACUACUACUGAGCCCUGGCACGGGGGCAGCCGCCCUGGCACGGUGCCUGCUCCCCCCAGAGCCGAUCCCACGCCGUGCCAGGAGGGACCGGCAGGACACGGGGGCCGCUUGUGGUCCCUGCACCGGCGGAGCCGCCCUGGGCUGUCCCUGCACCCAGGACAGCC